Penicillium salamii is the source of this 945-nucleotide messenger RNA. Lineage: Eukaryota; Fungi; Ascomycota; Eurotiomycetes; Eurotiales; Aspergillaceae. The record is from the annotation of a GenBank genome assembly.
AUGUCAGCCGCAGCGAAGCAGCGUCUCCAAGCCCUAAGCAAACAGCUUGUUGAAGGAAUUCCUUCUGAGGGCACCUUUGAAGACAUUCCCAAGAUCCGCCAUGUAGCCGCGGACUCUGCAGGACCUCGAACAAAGGACAAGGUGGUGAUUAUCACCGGUGCCAAUUCUCCUAAUGGAAUUGGCCGAGCUACUGCACACCAGUAUGCCAAUAAUGGCGCAAAGGCAGUGUACAUUUGCGACUUCGCCGACAACCACCUAGAAACUCACAAGCGAGAGAUGAAGUCCCUCUAUCCCAAUGUGGAUGUCCAUGUGCGCUCAUUUGAUGCAGCCGAUGAAAAGGCCGUUACUGCUGUUAUUGAUGAAGCAGUCAGUCAGUAUGGUCGGCUUGACAUCUUUUUUGCGAACGCAGGCAUCGUUGGUCAACCCAAGGUAUUCACCGAGGUUGGUGGUGAUGAAUUCCUAGAGACAAUGCGUGUGAAUGCUCUCGGUGUAUUCCUAGCAACAAAGCACGCCGCCCCUGCAAUGAAAAUUACCUCUGCAUCGAAACCUUACUCGGGCGGCUCGAUUAUCGGUACUGCCUCGGUAGCAGGACUACGCUCCAAUGCUGGAUCGACAGAUUACUCUGCCUCCAAGGCGGCGGUGGUAUCUAUUGCGCAAACAGUUUCAUACCAGCUUGCAGGAACAGGGAUCCGGAUCAAUGCAAUCUGCCCCGGUCUCAUUGAGACAGGGAUGACGCAGACGGUGUUCGACAAGGCCCGCGAGCGUGGCACGGAGCGCAAGGUCGGACAAUUGAAUCCCUUGCAGCGGGGCGCGGUUGCUGAUGAGGUGGCGCGCGUUGCCUUGUUCCUCGGAAGUGAUGAGAGCAGCUAUGUCAAUGGACAGGCUUGGGCCGUCUGUGGUGGAUUGAGUGCUGGACACCCGUUCGUCCCAGGGAAACUUGCAUAG